AUGCAGCAGAGGAAGCUCCCUCCNCCUCCGAGAUCUCAGUUCCUUAUUGUUGUGAAUCUACCGGAGGCCGAGGCCACCAUUGCCCAGGCUCGUCUGGACCACAACUUGCAGCUGCUAAGGUCCCAUAUCAUUACCUUGUUUCAUGGCGACGAAGUGGAACCGAUCAGAGUAAAAGCGGCAUUCAGGCUUGCAAAACCCCGCCAGGACUAUUCUCCACGACCAAUGAAAGUGGUUCUUCGAGCAGAAAGCGAGACAAAAGCGAUACUCCAGCGGACCCCGAAGCUGAAGGGAACUUCGGUGCGAUUCCUCAGGGAUCUUGCUCUCGACCAGCGCAGUAAAAAGAAAACUGCAUAA
This is a messenger RNA of Echinostoma caproni, 354 nucleotides long. The record is from the annotation of a GenBank genome assembly. NCBI's taxonomy places the organism in Eukaryota, Metazoa, Platyhelminthes, Trematoda, Plagiorchiida, Echinostomatidae.